UGAUCGUCGAUAUUCGCCCUAAAUGAGAAGUUUUUAAAAAGAACAUAAUGGAAAUCAAUGAUGAACUUGAAGAUUCCCAACCUGAUGUGUUUUUUGUACCAUGUAUUAAGGUAGUGAAAAGAGGCAUCGCUGCAUCUAAAAGUAUUGCAGAUGGAGUAAAACCAAAUUUAAAUCCCCAAGUUUUUCAAGAAAUGUUUGGAGGUCCAUCAACAUCAGGUCAAAUAGAUGAUGACGACAGUGACUCUAAUGAAGAUGAUGAAAAAGUUUCAUCUCAACCGCAAUGUGAACCAUCACAACAAACUGGAAAAGAUGAAUUUAACUUUGACAAUUAUGACAAAGAAAAGUCCGAACAAGUCUUGAAGAUGUCAGAUAUUGUCGAGGUGACAGAAGAUGAUCGAAUAGGAGACUCAGAAAAUGACUCCGAUGCUGAGGAUGAUAUAAUUAAACUAUCAGACAAUCUUUGCCUUGUUGGAAGAGUUGAAAAAGAUUGCUCGUCACUUGAAGUUUACACUUUUAAUGAGGAAGAAAAUUCCCUUUAUGUUCAUCAUGAUUUUAUGUUGCCAUUUCACAUAUUAUGUGUUGAACCAUUCAGUUACGAUCCUGGAAGUCAACAACCUGGAAAUCUUUGUGCUAUUGGAGGAAUGGAGCCAAUAAUCCACAUAUAUGAUUUAGACAUUCAUCAACCAUUAGAACCUGUCAUGGAAUUAGGAAAGAAACCAAGUAAGAAAAAGAAUAUCAAAAGAAUCGGUCACAAGGAUGCUGUUCUUGACUUGGCAUGGAAUCCAAACUUUCAACACAUUCUCGCCAGUGCUUCUGUCGAUCAAACUGUAAUCUUAUGGGAUCUGGAAAACGCAACACCAUCAACUAUUCUCAAAGACUUCGCUGAGAAAGUUCAAACGUUAGAAUUCAAUCCGUCAGAAGGAGAAUAUCUUUUAACUGGAAGCAGCGACAACACAAUCAAACUUUUUGAUUGCCGUCAAAGCGACAACGAAGGAUCUCAAUACAAGCAAUGGAUCGUCGAAGGAGAAGUUGAAAAAGUUAAAUGGAAUCCCAAUGAAAAAUAUAAUUUUGUAGCUGGAACUAACACUGGUAAAAUUCAUUACUUUGAUUCACGAACAACGGAGCCACUUUGGACAAUUGACGCACAUGAGAAGGAAAUAACAGACUUUGGUUUCAAUAAAACUGCACCUAACAUGCUUACAUCGUCGUCUGUUGAUUGUCUGGUGAAAAUAUGGAAAUACGACUCAACAUCAUGUCAUCCAGUUCAUUCACAUCAUUUUAAACUUGGAAGAAUUCAUUGUCUUGCUGAAAUUCCUGAAAAUAAUUUUAUAAUUGCACUCGGUGGUGACAAGAAAAAAAUGAAUUUCAUGGUCACAAAUCUAAUUGAUUUAGAUAGCGUUAAAAGUACUUUUACAAACGAACCUGUUACUGGAUCAACACAGGAAGUGACGAUGGACGACGACAGCGAAUAA
Molecule: messenger RNA, 1472 nt
Organism: Clunio marinus
Lineage: Eukaryota; Metazoa; Arthropoda; Insecta; Diptera; Chironomidae
Source: the annotation of a GenBank genome assembly